CUGCUGUGAACGUGUUCGAUGCCGGUGCUGAGCUUCAUGUGGGCUCUGUGUGUGAACAUGAUGACAGUCAACAUGUUUCUGAGUCUCUUCUUCCUCUCAGGUGCUGCGGAUGCUUGUGGUUACCAUUCAGAGCUGGAUGUUAAAACACCACAGAAGAUGGAGGCUCUGAGUGGAUCCUGUUUAAAAAUCCCAUGUAGCUUUAGGAAUGCAAAAGAAUUGAAUGGAACAAGAGAGACUUCUGCAAUGUGGAUCAGAGAUCAUCCUUUUCAGUUUAAUAACCCUGACUCAGUGGUUUAUGACAGUGGAAAGACAGACAAUAAAUAUCCAAUGAAUGUUACAGGAAACCUGCAUGAGAAAAACUGCACCACUGAGUUUUUUAAUCUAACCACAAAUAACACACACUCAUACUACUUCAGGAUCAUCAACUUGCAUUUUAUAGCAACAGCUGCUUGUGAUCCUCUUCAGAUCACAGUUAAAGAUUCUCCUCCGAGGCCCACAUUACAAGUCUCAGGUGAUCAGAAUGAGCUGAAGGAGAAGGAGUCUGUCACUAUAACCUGCUCAGCUCCCACUCCCUGUCCACACCUCCCUCCUCGACUCACCUGGAGCCUCCAACAAGACGCUCACAGCCAAACAGAGGAAAACACUGAUGGAACUUUAACCACUAAGAUCCAGCAGAACAUCACUCUGUCAGACCAACAUGAUGGAUUCAAGCUCAGCUGCUCUGCUGUGUAUCCUGUUGAUGGAGGACAACAUGUGAAAACAGCUGUGGCAGAGCUCACUCUCAGAGUUUCUUAUGCUCCUAAAGACAUGUCAGCCUCCAUCAGUCCAUCAGGUUUGGUGUCUGCAGGGAGCUGGGUGAACCUGACCUGCUCCAGCAGAGCCAGACCUGCUGUCAACUACACCUGGUUCAAGAUCAGUGAUCAUGGAGCAGUCAGAGUGUCUGAAGGAGACUUUUACAGCUUUAAUGUGAUGGAAGGAGGAGCUUAUUACUGUGUGGCUGAAAAUGAUCUGGGAAAUCAGACUUCAGAAGAGAUUCUUGUGAUUGUUGCAGAUGAUCAGAGGUUUGGACUCGGAGUCCUCGUUACUCUGAAGAUUGUGGGAAUCGUAGCUCUCUGCAGUUCAGUCAUCAUCUUUGAGUGCUGGUUCAGAAGGAGAUUUCGCCACAAACCAGUGAAGUUUGCACAUCAACCUGCAUCUCAUUCAGGAGGAAAAUACUUUGUGUUUCAUCUGAUUAUGAUGCAAGACUCUGUAGUGUGUGUGAGUCAUAUUUCCAGCAGAGCAGAGGGAAGAUCAGUGCAGCUGUUCAACCUGACAGCAGAGCUCUGAAGGCUCUCUGUGUUGUUUCAUUUCCACUCAGGACUCACAAGAAGCAGACUAUGUCAACACAGUGGAGGAGAGUCGAGCCUCUUGAGCCACGAGGAGAAGAAGAAGAUGUUAAAUCCAUCAUCAGUGACGUGGUUUAUUCUUUCUAAUAAUGUCUAACGACAUGUUUGUCAUUCAUGUAGUGAAUUCUGUUGUUUGGUGGAUCACAGAGUUUUUCAGUGUUGUAGAGAUGAACUGGUUCUGAUCAGUAGAGGAUAAACAGACACAUAAUUCAUAGCUUGAUAUUUUCUUUGUGCAUUGAAACAGCAUUUAAACUAGCUUAAUAUGCAUUUCUUAUUUGAAGUAUUUUGUUCCAUUUCAUGUUCAUUUCAUGAGCAACACGUGUCUUUACUGUAUUCUUGUUCGUUGGUAUUGUUAUUGUUUGAAUAUUUUAUCAACAGAAGUGUUUUCCUUUUUAAUA
Messenger RNA from Salarias fasciatus (jewelled blenny), 1783 nucleotides. RefSeq names its product sialoadhesin-like. The record is from RefSeq and is a predicted model, not a curated record. NCBI's taxonomy places the organism in Eukaryota, Metazoa, Chordata, Actinopteri, Blenniiformes, Blenniidae. The transcript is spliced from 8 exons. The coding region runs from base 19 to 1326 and encodes 435 amino acids.